UUUUCCGUAAUAUUUCCAUGUGGCUCUAGUGCUUUUGACUGUUGUGAAAAUGCCACGUUCCUUUUUGGUUAAACAGCUGAAAGUCCAUGACUUCGCUACCUCCGGUCAUCAUCAUCCUCACCACCAUCACUCGACUGGAUCUUAUUCUGUGACACGUGCCAUCACCGAGUCUGCAACCAACUUGGCGGUCCGUUUAAGUGAAAAUGGAUACAUCCAGGAUUACCUCAUUCCCUCGGUGUGCCAGAACACAAAGGAGGCAGGGUUGCCGAGAGGGGUCCCCAAAGUCCUCUCCUCAGGACCCCUGUACUCCCCGAGGAACGCAGGGGGGGGGAGCGGGGGGGAAGACUUCUCCGACCACGACAUGGAGCAUCCCGACAGCCCCCGCUCCAGCGCUGCCGAGUCGGACAGCAGCAGCUGUCUGGAGUCCGAGAGCUCCGAGGGCUUUUCCCCCGCCUUCCUCAUCUCCGAUGGACGCUCCCGGAGAGCGACCACUCAGAGGUGCCCCCGCAAGGGAAGCAACCCUGACAGCAGCGACGAAGUGACCUCUACAGAGUCAACACCAACCAAGGGCAAGUCAAAGGGGCCAGGAAGUUACACGUGCGGCGAGUGCGGCAAAACCUAUGCCACCUCCUCCAACCUGAGUCGCCACAAGCAGACGCACCGCAGUCUGGACAGCCAGCAGGCCAGGAAGUGCCCCACCUGUCAUAAGGCGUACGUAUCCAUGCCUGCACUCGCCAUGCACAUGCUCACUCACGACUUGCGCCACGAGUGCAACGUAUGCGGCAAGGCAUUCAGCCGACCCUGGCUCCUUCAGGGUCACAUGAGGUCACACACGGGGGAGAAGCCCUUUGCCUGCGCCCACUGUGGCAAAGCUUUCGCCGACCGAUCCAACCUCCGCGCCCAUAUGCAGACACACUCUGCCUUCAAGCACUACACCUGCAAACGGUGUGACAAGAGCUUCGCGCUGAAGUCUUACCUGAACAAGCACUAUGAGUCCGCCUGUUUCAAAGGGUCUGGGGACGAGGAUGACUGCGGCUCCGAAGACUGA
Molecule: messenger RNA, 1048 nt
Organism: Hypomesus transpacificus
Lineage: Eukaryota; Metazoa; Chordata; Actinopteri; Osmeriformes; Osmeridae
Product: transcriptional repressor scratch 2-like
Exons: 2
Coding region: 50-1048 (332 amino acids)
Biological process (GO): regulation of DNA-templated transcription
Molecular function (GO): RNA polymerase II cis-regulatory region sequence-specific DNA binding; DNA-binding transcription factor activity, RNA polymerase II-specific
Source: RefSeq, a predicted model, not a curated record